Cuculus canorus (common cuckoo) is the source of this 764-nucleotide messenger RNA. It is a transcript of the gene TMEM35B, whose product is annotated as transmembrane protein 35B. NCBI's taxonomy places the organism in Eukaryota, Metazoa, Chordata, Aves, Cuculiformes, Cuculidae. The record is from RefSeq and is a predicted model, not a curated record. The coding region runs from base 47 to 466 and encodes 139 amino acids. The transcript is spliced from 3 exons.
CCCUCUCCCUCUCCCUCCCCGCUCCCGGUCCCGGCCCCGCCCGGCCAUGGCGGCGCCGUUCACCGCUCUGCGCGUCCUGCUCGGGCUGUUCUUCGUGCUGGCGGGUGCGGGGAAGCUCUCGGAGCUGCUCUCGGCCGAGCUGCACCGGCACAUGAAAUCAGAAUUCGUGCGUUUUGCCGAGGUGUUUCCCCUGAAGCAGUUUGGGUUCGCGCCGGAGCCCGGGCGGUACCUGGAGGUGGUGGGCUGGGUGGAGGCGCUGGCGGGGCUGCUGCUGGCCUUUGGUCCCCAACUCCUGCAGGAGAUCAGCAACUUCAUCCUCAGCGUCAUCAUGAUCGGUGCCAUCUACACGCUGCUGGUGCUUCAGGAGCCCUUGGCCAUGUGUGCCCCUGCCACCCUCUGCCUUGGCCUCCUCCUGCUGCUCAACAUCCGUGGCUACGCGGCUCCGGACAAGCCCAAAUUCGAGUGACCGGAGCUGGGAAGUACGAGCGGCUCAGCCGGCGGCAAGCGAUGCCCUUACGGUCAUUUCAUGGACAUCGCGUCCUGCGAGGUAACUGCUGCUGGUACGCGAUGUGUCCUGUCCUGCUGCACCUGGGGACCCCAGUGCUGGUGGUCCCUGCACCGUGGGACGGUGCCCGCGGCACUGCCAGGGCAUCUCCAGCUGCUCCGAUGCUAAAUCCGCGCAAGGUGUCUGGCUCUUCCCAGCAUUCGGACGCACCGAGCUGGGGUUGGCUCUGCUCCGCUGGGGGCUUUCCUAUUUAGGAAUA